GACCUAUCGCCAUGGAUGCCCCGCCGAAGCUCGCUAAGGUCACCAAGGUCCUGGGCCGCACUGGCUCUCAGGGCCAGGCCAUCCAGGUCCGCGUCGAGUUCAUUGACGACACGCAGCGCUCCAUCCUGCGUAACGUCAAGGGCCCCGUCCGUGUUGGCGAUAUCCUCGUCCUCAUGGAGUCGGAGCGUGAGGCUCGCCGCAUGCGGUAAACGCAUCAAGGGGUUGAUGCGUUUCCCGCAUUCUCGUCAACCGUGGGCUGUAUGAUUGGGCGUCUGCGCCAGUCUCCUGCUAUGCAGAUGGCUUUGGUCGUGGUCGUUGUCUCUUGUACGGCCUGCUGGGCGU
Messenger RNA from Monosiga brevicollis MX1, 342 nucleotides. RefSeq lists its product as uncharacterized. Gene Ontology annotation, molecular function: structural constituent of ribosome. Lineage: Eukaryota; Choanoflagellata; Craspedida; Salpingoecidae. Bases 12 to 209 code for a protein of 65 amino acids. Gene Ontology annotation, biological process: translation; ribosomal small subunit assembly; maturation of SSU-rRNA. The transcript is spliced from 4 exons. The record is from RefSeq and is a predicted model, not a curated record. Gene Ontology annotation, cellular component: ribosome; cytosolic small ribosomal subunit.